UUGCUCCUCGCCAUGAUCCCUUAACAAAAACCAAAAUAUCUUUUCUUGUAGAUUUCUUUGAAUCGUCAAAAUCUAAGAUUUUCUUUCUUUUCUUUUCUCUUUCUUCGCUUAUUCUUUAAUGGUUUCCAUGUCUUCGCUUUGUUCUAUAAUUUAGUUAAAAGAGAGUCUUGCAUGCUUUUGGGGGUCUUCUUUUACAUUUCCAAAGUUUCUUUAUACAUCUUUUCUACUUGUGUUUUUUUGUAUUCCAAGAUCCAAAAGGUUUUUAAGGGUUUGAAAAUAUGUUGCAAAGAGCUGCUAGCAAUGCUUAUUCAUGGUGGUGGGCUAGCCAUAUUAGAACAAAACAGUCGAAAUGGAUGGAACAAAACCUUAAAGAUAUUGAGGAAAAGGUAUCCAUUGUGAUUAAACUCAUUGACGAAGAUGGAGAUUCGUUUGCCAAGAGAGCAGAAAUGUACUACAAAAAGAGGCCAGAAUUGAUUCAAUUUGUGGAAGAAUUUUACAAAGCUUACCGUGCCUUAGCCGAACGGUACGAUCAUAUAUCAACAGAGCUGCAAAAUGCAAACAACACAAUUGCUUCUGUUUGUCCGGAACAGGCUCAGUUUGCAAUGGUUGAUGACGAGGAAUAUGGCUCACCCAAAUUCACAAAGUCUCCAGUAAACUAUAAAGGCGAUGUCCCCAAGGUUCCAGACCUUCCUGUCAAAGAUUUGAAGAGUUUAAUAACAUCAGCCACGAAGAAAACGGAACCUAAGAAACCAACGAAAGUCACUACUGAUGCGGUUCCUAAAUCUGGUUUGACCAAGGCUGAGGGGCUUGAAGAGAUUCAUAAGCUUCAGAAACGAAUCCUGGCAUUGCAGACUGAAAAAGAGUUUGUUAAGGGCUCUUAUGAGAGUGGACUAGCCAAGUACUGGGAAAUAGAAGAUGAGAUAAAAGCAUUGCAAGAGAAAGUUUACAGUUUGGAAGAUGAAUUCGGUGAAGGUAAGGUCAUUGAAGAUGAUGAAGCUCGAACCCUUAUGACAGCGAAAGCUUUACAAUCAUGCAAAGAGACAUUGGCUCAGAUGCAGGAGAAGCAAGAGAGGUCAGUCGUGGAAGCAGAAGUGGAGCAGAAAAGGAUCAAGGAUGCCAGGGAGAAACUGGAUUCUCUCAAGAACAAGUUUCACUUAACUGAAGUCGGUUGGGAACGACCAUCUGAUGUACAUAACUCAGGAAUAGUAGCAGAAAGGUCUAAAAAAUUUGAACAAGAAGCGAGUGAUACUACCCAGAAGAGAAAGGAGAUGGAGACCUCGAUACCAAAGAUAAAGGAGCAAUUUGAGGUUGGCCUUUGUGAAUCUUUGACUGUAGCAGAAAUGGUGGAGAAGGUUGAUGAACUUGUGAACAAGGUAAUCAGCUUAGAAACUGCAUUCUCAUCUCAGGAAGCUCUUAUCCAGAGACUUAGAACUGAGGCUGAUGAGCUUCAAGCCCAGAUUCAGACCUUGGAAGAUGUUAAGGCCACACUGAUUCAUGGAAAGAAUGAUUUGAGGAACAAGCUAAUGGAGAUGGAGGAGAAGUUUCAUGGGAUUCAGGAUUUGAAUCAGAGGGUUGAAGACCAGAACAACAAUCUCCAAACUCAUUUUACUGAAGCACAUUCUAAUAUUGAUCACCUUUCAGAGAAGGUGCACAGUAUGAAGCCGGGUGAGAAGCUUGAAAUAGAGAAGAGCUCCUCAGGGGAAGCCAAAUCAUCAAAGGAAGAGGAGAUUGGAGAUUAUGGCAAAAUGCCAAAGGAGGUUAAAGCAGGAAAGGAGUUUGUGGUAGAGCAUGCAUCGGAAAGGGAGAACUCUCCAGCUGAAGUCAAAUCCUCAAAAGAGUCUGAAGAACAAGAGAGGAGGAAUCUGGAUGCAAGUGAUGGCUGCAAAAGCCUGCAGUCUGCAAAACAAGCUAAGGUUGUGGUCUCUGAUUCAUUAUCAAGAGAAGAGGAUUGUGUGGUUAAAGUGUCAUCGACAAAAGAACCGGAAGAACGAGGAGAAAAACUAGAUCAUUCUGAUGGUUGUACGAAGGGUGGGGAUGUGGAAUCAGAAGUAAGGGAGGAUCUGAAACUAGAAAAGGGGGAGGAGGCAGAAGAACAUGAUUCUGUUAGAACUUCUACAGAUAAAGGAGGCAUUCACCAUGAAAUUUCUAAGCCUUCGGAGAAAUGUGAAGACCUGAUAGUAGAGAACAAAGUUGAUAAGCAAGCUCCUUUGCUGACAGUGGACAACACUCUUGUAAAAGUUGAAUCAAAAGAACAGGAAAGAAGGCUAGAAGAUGCAUCAAAGGGUGGGGAUACAGAACCAAAAGCAAGGGAGGAUCUGAAACGAGAAGAGAGGGAGGAGGCAGAAGAACAUGAUUCUGUUAGAACUUCUACAAAUGAAGGAGGUGUUCACCAUGAAACUUCUAAGCCUUCAGAGAAACGUGAAGACCUGGUAGCAGAAGACAAAGUUGAUAAGCAAGCUCCUUUGCUGACAGUGGACGCUGUUGCCAAAGUUGGAUCGAAAGAUCAGGAAAGAGGGCAAGAAGAUGAAUCAAAGGGUGGGGAUACAGAACCAAAAGCAAGGGAGGAUCUAAAACUAGAAGAGGAGGAGGAUGCAAAAGAACUUGAUUCUGUUAGAACUUCUGCAAAUGAAGGAGGUGUUCACCAUGAAACUUCUGAGCCUUCAGAGAAACAUGAAGACCAGGUAGCCGAAGACGAAGUUGAUAAGCAAGCUCCUUUGCUGACAGUGGAUGCUGUUGCCAAAGUUGGAUCGAAAGAUCAGGAAAGAGGGCAAGAAGAUGAAUCAAAGGGUGGGGAUACAGAACCAAAAGCAAGGGAGGAUCUGAAACUAGAAGAGGAGGAUGCAAAAGAACAUGAUUCUGUUAGAACUUCUACAAAUGAAGGAGGUGUUCAUCAUGAAACUUCUAAGCCUUUGGAGAAAUAUGAAGACCUGAUAGCAGAAGACAAAGUUGACAAGCAAACUCCUUUUCUGACCAUGGACACUGUUGCCAAAGUUGGAUCAAAAGACCAGGAAAGAGGGGAAGAAGAUGAGCCUGACUGGAAGCAGUUGUUCUCUAAAGGUAUGGGAGACAGGGAGAGGACUCUGUUGAUAGAAUAUACUAUGGCACUUCGGAAAUACAAGGAAGUGAAAAAGAAGCUCGUGGAAGUAGAGGCAAAUAACCAGAAUAUGUUGUUUGAUAUUAUGUUGCAGCUAAAGGAACUGAAGAGCCAUAAUGCCAUGAAAGAUGAAGAGAUUCGAUCCUUGCGUCAGAAAUUAAACCUUUUACAAACAAGUAUUGCUGAAAUCAACAGUACUGAUCAAUAUGUUGAUCCUAGAAUAAGCACUGAGAAACUAGUAGUGACUGAAACAUCAAUAGCACCAGCACACAAGGAGGAAGGCAAUGAACCAACGGUAAUGAACCCGCCUUCAACAAUGUCAGCAAUUGAAGCAAAGUUCCGGAUGAACAUUGAUGCAUUGCUAGAAGAAAACUUGGAAUUCUGGUUUAGAUUCGGCACUGCGUUUCAUGAGGUGCAGAAAUUUGAAAAUGGAGUGAAAGAUUUAGUGGGUGAGGUAUCAAAACUUGGAGAAAGACAAAAGCAAGAGGGAAGUAGCACAAAAAAAUAUUCACUAAAAUCAGAUGUGCGACCCUUGUAUGAACAUCUGAAGGAAAUACAGCAUGAAGUGACUCUCUGGGUGGAAAACAGUGCAUCACUAAAAGAAGAACUGAAGAAGCGAUUUUCAUCUUUGUGUGAAAUUCAAGAAGAAAUAACAAAGGCUUUGAAAGCAAGUGCUGAAGAUGAUGAUUUCAGCUUCACAAGCUACCAAGCAGUGAAAUUCCAAGGUGAGAUUUUGAACAUGAAACAAGAGAAUAACAAAGUUGCAGAUGAACUGCAAGCUGGUUACAAUCGUGUUACAGCACUACAGAUUGAAAUUGAAAGAAAUCUGGCGAAGUUGAGUGAUGAUUGGGGUCUUUCUGGAUCAAAGAGCCAUCAAAGUAGCGAACCACAACAGUCACAUAGUCGGUCUGGGGUUCCUUUGAGGUCAUUUAUCUUUGGUGCCAAACUAAAGAAGCAGAAGGCAUCGAUUUUUUCCUUUGUACAACCUACACUGCAUCGGAAGUUCAGUAGUUCAAGAAGUGGCAACCAAUAGAUAAACAGAUUGGUUGCCUGUAUAAGCUCAUACUUAAAAAAAGUUAUUUUUUCCCUUUCUCUCAAAGUUGAUUUCUUCCUUUUGUGAAUGCAGCAGUUUCCUUUUCUCAUUUUGUUUAAUAACUGGGAAACUAUGUUUUCAGUUGGCUGUAGAUGUUCUAUUUCAUACAUAGUCUGUACUUACAAACGGGAUAGGAAUAUUCACUUA
Messenger RNA from Gossypium raimondii (Peruvian cotton), 4334 nucleotides. Its product is annotated as protein NETWORKED 2D. NCBI's taxonomy places the organism in Eukaryota, Viridiplantae, Streptophyta, Magnoliopsida, Malvales, Malvaceae. The transcript has 2 exons. Gene Ontology annotation, molecular function: actin binding. The coding region runs from base 279 to 4127 and encodes 1282 amino acids. The record is from RefSeq and is a predicted model, not a curated record.